Messenger RNA from Trachemys scripta elegans, 614 nucleotides. RefSeq names its product zinc finger and SCAN domain-containing protein 29-like. The record is from RefSeq and is a predicted model, not a curated record. The coding region runs from base 54 to 578 and encodes 174 amino acids. NCBI's taxonomy places the organism in Eukaryota, Metazoa, Chordata, Testudines, Emydidae. The transcript is spliced from 2 exons.
GGUCCGAACGGGAGGUACUGGAUCUCAUCGCAUGCUGGGGAGACGAGUCUGUUAUGGCAGAACUACGUUUCAAAAAAAGGAACGCAAAUAUCUAUGCUAAAGUCUCCAGGGCCAUGACGGAAAGAGGCUACUCCGGGGACACAGAGCAGUGUCGUACAAAAAUCAAGGAGCUCAGGCAAGCAUACCAAAAAGCCAGGGAGGCAAACGGACGCUCUGGGUCACAGCCCCAUACGUUCCGCUUUUACCGUGAGCUCCAUGCAAUUAUGGGGGGUGAUGCACUCACUACCCCACCGCUGUCCAUGGGCACCUGCAAGGGGGGAGUUAAACGGAGCGAGGAGGAAGAGACAUUGGAGGACGAAGAGGAGGAGGAGGACAGUGCACAGGCGGCAAGUGGGGAAUCCGUUUUCCCCCCUAGCCAGGAACUAAUCUUAAUGCUGGAUCCAAUAGCCUCCGUUCACUCCCAAGGCAGGUUCCUGUUCCAUGACCCUGGAGAAGGUAGUUCUGGUGCAAAUGUUUCAAUGCGGCCUCUAUCUACUCCGUCCCAGAGGCUGGUCCAGAUUAGAAGGCGGAAAAAAUGAACUUGGGACACCAUGUUCGCUGAGCUCAUGCAGUCC